AUGGGGCUUAAUUUGGAUCAGUUUUCUGAGAAUGUAUUCGUUGACAUUUAUUGGCUUAUUGCUGGUUGUGUUCUUCACAAUCGUAAUGAUUUAGCUUUGAUGCUGUUGGAUGAGAUGAAAGGCUCAGGAACUCAUCCGAAUAUGUUUACGCUAUCAAGUGCUUUAAAGGCCUGUGCUACUAUGGGGUUCAAGGAGUUGGGUAGACAGUUACAUUCUAGUUUGAUAAAGAUGGAUGCUGACUCAGAUUUGUUUGCUGCUGUUGGAGUUGUACAUAUUUUUCUUUUAAAUGUUUGUGGAAAUUUAUUUGCAUAUGCUGAUCGUGCCUUUUCUGAGAUACCUAAUAGAGGAAUAGUCUCAUGGUCUGCAAUGAUUGGAGGAUAUGCUCAGCAUGGCCAUGGUAAAGAGGCUCUUCAAUUGUUCAAUCAAAUGCUUAGAGAUGGUGUCACCCAACCAUAUUACUUUGGGAAAUUAAAUGAAGCAGUGGAGCUUGUAAACUCCAUUCCAUUUGAGGCUGAUGGCUCAGUUUGGGGGGCACUUCUUGGAGCUGCAAGAAUCCAUAAAAAUAUAGAACUCGGUCAGAAAGCUGCAGAGAUGCUUUUUGAUCUUGAGCCAGAGAAAUCUGGUACGCAUGUUCUCCUUGCAAACAUCUAUGCCUCUGCAGGGAUAUGGGAAAAUGUUGCUAAGGUUAGAAAGCUUAUGAAAGACAACAAGGUGAAGAAGGAGCCUGGAAUGAGUUGGAACGAGAUCAAAGACUAG
Molecule: messenger RNA, 756 nt
Organism: Glycine soja
Lineage: Eukaryota; Viridiplantae; Streptophyta; Magnoliopsida; Fabales; Fabaceae
Product: pentatricopeptide repeat-containing protein At4g02750-like
Exons: 4
Coding region: 1-756 (251 amino acids)
Biological process (GO): RNA modification
Molecular function (GO): RNA binding; protein binding
Source: RefSeq, a predicted model, not a curated record